Dendrobium catenatum is the source of this 3259-nucleotide messenger RNA. Its product is annotated as inactive protein kinase SELMODRAFT_444075. Lineage: Eukaryota; Viridiplantae; Streptophyta; Magnoliopsida; Asparagales; Orchidaceae. Gene Ontology annotation, biological process: protein phosphorylation. The record is from RefSeq and is a predicted model, not a curated record. The coding region runs from base 681 to 2822 and encodes 713 amino acids. The transcript has 9 exons. Gene Ontology annotation, molecular function: protein tyrosine kinase activity; ATP binding.
UUGUCCUUGCGCGCCGCAGAAGGAAGCAGCAGCCAAGAACGAAUCAAAAGAUUGGAUUUUAGUUUUUUGUCGCGAAUCAAAAUUUUGUUUUAUGUUGUUCUAAUCAAAAUUUAAUUUUGUUUUAUCCGAAAGAUUUGGGAAUGCUUGCAUGGGAGCCUCGCAGUAUAAUGCCCAGCGCGGUCAUUUGGUUUUUCAAUCUCUGCUUCCACGCUCUCUAUGAUUUGAUAGCUUUUGAUGCGAUUCUAAACUGAAAAGAUCGCGUCUUUGGGGGAAGAAUCUGUAGUGUAUUUAUUCCAUUGCGUUGAAGUAUUUGGGAACUUGAGGGAAAUCUUGGAAAAGUGACCAUAAAGAAGGGCCAAGUUUUGUUGCGAGUGAUUGAGACAGGACUGAAUAUCUUUUUUGCAAUUACUGUUGGCUGAUCAACCCCACAAUCUGGUUACUGUGUGGUUUAAUUUAUGACAGGGGGGAUAAUAGUGGAAAGUAUGAUUGCAUCCACUUGUCUUCACUGGCCUACGAUGUCAUUGUUACAGGAAUAGGCUCGUGCUGCCCCUUCUUCUUCUUCUUCUUCUUCUUCUUCUCUUCAGUUAUUUUCGAAGUUUGAUAUAAGCGAAGGGUUUGACUGACUGGAUAGUUGGUGAGCUAUGAGGGGCUAAGCGGUGAGUACGAAUUUGAAGCUGAAGAUGGGGAAGAAGCAUGAUGAUCUGGUUCAUAGAAAGAUUAUUGUGGUUGCAGUUAAAGCUUCUCAAGAUGUCAAGACGACUGCAUUGGUGUGGGCUCUGACACAUGUUGUUCAGCCCAGUGAUCAAAUACUUUUUGUUGUUGUUGUUGUUUCAUCACGCAGUGCAGGCAGAAAAAAUUGGGGGUUUCCCAGAUUUUCAGGAAAUUGUGCAAAUGCCUAUAGGAAUUCAAAGACUUCUGGCAGAACUUCCAACUUGGAGUCUAAUAUACAGGAUUCAUGUUCCCAAAUGAUUACUCAACUUCCUAAAAUAUACAAUUUGGAUAAGACAAAUUUUAAGCUUAAGAUUGUACCUGGAUCUCCUUGUGGAGCGGUGGCUGCUGAAUCCAAGAGGGUGCAAGCAAGCUGGGUAGUAAUGGACAAACAACUGAAGAAUGAGGAGAAGAAAUGCAUGGAAGAGCUGCAAUGCAAUAUUGUGGUUAUGAAGCACUCUCAACCGAAAAUUCUGCGACUGAAUCUUGCAGGGAAACCUGAUACAGAGCCCAUAGCUAUCUCACCGCAUUCUGUGUUAGAUAAAGCAUCUUCAAAACUUGCUGUUGAUCAUCCAAGCAGUACCGAAGAUUCAAUUUUGACUCAUUCUGACAGCCCUUUAGUUGGGACACCAUAUGCUACUGUUGAAGGUGGAAGCACCUCUCAGUCAAGUUCAGAUCCUGGAACUUCGCCACUUCAUGCAUCUAAAUUAAAAGGCAGUUCUGUUCAAGAAGCAACAAUUAUCCAAAAGGAAACCGUUUAUACUGAUUUAAGUAGUUCUGAGUCUGACAUUGAAAGCUCAGGUUCUCUUGCAACUUCAAAAUUUCAACCAUCAGGGGCACAGAUUCUCAGUGUUGAUCUGAAACCAACUUUUCAAGUUGAGCAACUCUCAGAAAAACUGAAUAAACUGGUGCAUCCUUUGACUCACAAAGCAUUGAUGUAUAAGUUUCUUGAUCUUGAUUUAAAAGCUGGAAGCAGCACUAUGAACCAUAAAUCAGUUCCAGACUCCAAUAGGAAUAUCAGAGAAUCAAUUAUGACCCUAUUAAGAAAUGCACCUCUGGGACAUCCUCCUCUAUGUUCAAUUUGUAAGAACAAGGCACCUGUUUUUGGGAAACCUCCCAAAUCUUUUAGCUAUGCUGAGCUGAGCCUUGCAACUGAUGGAUUUUCUCAAUCCAACUUUUUGGCUGAGGGUGGAUUUGGCUCUGUUCAUAGAGGAAUUUUGCCUGAUGGUCAGGUAGUUGCCAUUAAGCAGCACAAACUAGCCAGUUCUCAAGGAGAUGAUGAGUUCUGCUCCGAAGUUGAAGUUCUAAGCUGUGCACAACAUCGCAAUGUCGUGAUGCUGAUUGGCUUCUGUGUUGAGGAUAAUAGAAGAUUGCUUGUUUAUGAAUUUAUAUGCAAUGGAUCUCUGGAUUCUCAUCUGUAUGGUAAUUUUUAUUCAAGUCAAAGACCAUUGGACUGGUGUGCUAGACAAAAAAUUGCAGUAGGUGCUGCUAGAGGACUGAGAUACCUUCAUGAAGAGUGUAGAGUUGGUUGCAUAAUCCACAGAGAUGUGAGACCAAACAACAUUCUCAUCACCCAUGAUUUUGAUGCACUGGUUGGAGAUUUUGGCUUGGCAAGGUGGCAACCUGAUGGGAACCUUGCUGUCAAAACACGAGUGAUUGGAACCUUUGGGUAUUUGGCACCAGAAUAUGCUCAGAGUGGCCAAGUUACUGAGAAAGCAGAUGUAUAUUCCUUUGGAAUAGUACUCCUUGAACUUGUAACUGGAAGGAGAGCAGUAGAUAUUAACCGGCCAAAGGGCCAACAGUGCCUGGCCGAAUGGGCUCGCCCAAUUUUGAAGGAAUAUGCUAUUCAAGAUCUUUUAGACCCACGGCUAAGAAACAUUUACUGUAAUCAUGAGGUUUUUUGCAUGUUGCAUGCUGCUUCACUUUGCAUCAAUCGUGAACCCAAUUCCAGGCCUCAUAUUUCUCAGGUGCUCAGGAUACUGGAGGGUGAUAUUUUCAUGGAACAAACUUACGCUUCAACGCCCCUUGCUAUAAAGAUUAAAGGAUUGGGCAGUCAUAAACAGAUCAACAACAGCAAUGGCUUCACUGCAACAAUGUUAUCCAACUUGGGAUGAAAAUGUGAGAGCAGUUUUUUGUUGGGAGGGGUAAUGGCAAUAAAUUCUAGAUCCAGAGAUGCUUUUCAUCUCCUUUCCCUGCAGCAGCUGCUUAUGAUGUAAUUUAGGCUUCGUUUGGGAUGACUUUCGUACUGUUUCUUAAAGCGGUUUUUUAAUACAAAAAAUUUAAUUUUUGUAUUAGAAAGAAGCUUUAAGAAGCAGUUAAAAAAUGGUCUCAAAUGGAGCCUUAGAUGGAUCUGCAAUUGUUUUCUGAUACUGAAAUGAUCUGUUCCUUUUUAAUUGCUUUGAAAUCAUAGCUCAAUUAACAGCACAUUAUAUUGAUAUUGUGCGCAUGGAGAGAAUCUGAAGCCAAUUAUAGUAAUGAUCUUUGGAGUUCUUUGAUUCUGUAAGACGUAAUUAUACUCUCAGCUGAUAUUAGAUGUUAAGUUACAGGGGAA